Messenger RNA from Cylas formicarius (sweet potato weevil), 1485 nucleotides. RefSeq names its product transaldolase. Bases 386 to 1384 code for a protein of 332 amino acids. Gene Ontology annotation, cellular component: intracellular anatomical structure; cytoplasm. The transcript has 5 exons. Gene Ontology annotation, biological process: pentose-phosphate shunt; carbohydrate metabolic process; pentose-phosphate shunt, non-oxidative branch. Gene Ontology annotation, molecular function: transaldolase activity. Lineage: Eukaryota; Metazoa; Arthropoda; Insecta; Coleoptera; Brentidae. The record is from RefSeq and is a predicted model, not a curated record.
CAUUCACAUUCGCACUUACUCGCGUGUCUCGACCUGUACCGGCAAGUCUUAACACUUGCCUGCAUGUGUAUAGGUCGCUUAAGAGCAAUUAUGUAGAUGCUAGAUGUAAUUCACGAAAGAGUAAAAAAUUUGAUCCGACUAUUAACGAACGCAGCUUUAAUCCUUUCGUGAUACCAUCAAUACCAGCUGACUAUGACAGUAAAUAGAAACGUGGCCAGAGCCCUUCUCCUUGAAGUACAUGUAAAGGUGAAAUAGAUAACCUUUAUGUUCAUAAUCUGGAACUUUCUUAUCGAGGGUCGCUUAAUCACGCUGACAUAAAGAUUCGGGGUUACGCGCAUACGAAAAAGAUUUACUUUCAGAAAGUUAAAUAAAUACGGUACCGGCUAUGUCAGAACCACAGUCGAAAAAAAGCAAGAUGUCUAGCUCCUUGGAACAACUUAAGGCUCUCACCACCGUGGUCGCCGAUACCGGCGACUUUGAAGCCAUGAAGGCUUAUAAACCAACUGAUGCAACAACAAAUCCAUCGCUUAUCUUGCAAGCAGCCGCUUUGCCGCAGUACAAAGCAUUGAUUGAUAAGGCAGUACAUCAUGCAAAUAAAGUAGGCAGCACCCUUGCAGAAAAGACUGAGGCUGCAUUAGAUAUACUCUGUGUUUUAUUUGGAGUAGAAAUCUUAAAAAUAGUCCCUGGUAGGGUUUCUACUGAAGUCGACGCAAGAUUAUCCUUUGACAAGGAUGCUAGUGUUGCAAAAGCCUUAAAAAUCAUAGAAUUAUAUGCUGAACAUGGAAUAUCCAAAGACCGUAUUUUGAUAAAACUGGCGUCAACAUGGGAAGGCAUACAGGCCGCCAAGAUAUUAGAAUCAAAGCAUGGUGUUCACUGUAACUUAACCCUUCUUUUUAAUUUUGCUCAAGCGGUAGCUUGUGCGGAGGCUGGAGUCACAUUGAUUUCACCAUUUGUUGGGCGUAUCCUGGACUGGUAUGUGGCAAAUACAGAAAAAAAGUCAUAUUCGGGAGAAGAAGAUCCUGGAGUAAUAUCUGUGCGCAAUAUUUACAACUAUUACAAAAAGUUUGGUUAUAAAACUGUAGUCAUGGGUGCCUCUUUUAGAAAUAUUGAGGAAGUUAAAGCCUUAGCGGGCUGCGAUCUCUUAACCAUUAGCCCAAAACUUCUGGGAGAAUUGGAGGUCAGUACUGCCCCUGUUGUUAAAAAACUUAGCAAAGAAGCAGCAGCCAAGCUUUCACUCGACAAAUUGGAAUUGAGUGAGGCUAAAUUUCGGUGGCUGUUGAAUGAGGAUCAAAUGGCAACUGAAAAACUGUCAGAUGGCAUAAGGAAAUUUGCUGCCGACGCAAUUAAGCUUGAAAAUAAAAUUAAAGAGCUUCUUAAAAAAUAAAUAAAGGUUGAUUUGAUGUUUACAUAUUUUUUAAACAUUUGGUACUUGGAUAUUUGUACAGGGUAAUAAGUAAAUUGAGGAAAUAAAGAAUAUUACUUCUA